Molecule: messenger RNA, 3204 nt
Organism: Anolis sagrei ordinatus
Lineage: Eukaryota; Metazoa; Chordata; Lepidosauria; Squamata; Anolidae
Gene: NFKBIE
Product: NFKB inhibitor epsilon
Biological process (GO): cellular response to tumor necrosis factor
Cellular component (GO): cytosol
Molecular function (GO): NF-kappaB binding
Source: RefSeq, a predicted model, not a curated record
GGCGGAGCCUGCUGGCCCUGGCUCGGCAGACCUGCACCUUCGGUGUUUCCCUCCGCGAAGGCGCUCUCGUCCUCGGCAUGCGGCGCCUUCCUGCUUUCUUCCCCGGGCCUUUCCUCCGCUGAGCGCCUUCCUUCCCGGCUGCCAUGGCGUCGUCGUCGUCGUCGAGGGCGGCGGGCUGCUGCUCCUCUCUGGAGGACGGGCAGUUCGACUCGGGCCUGGGCUCGCUGCGCUCCUUGCAGGGCCCGCUGGGCGAGGGCGAGGGAGAGCCCCCUUCCCCGGCUCCCCGAGAGGCCCCUCCGGGCAAGGAGGCGCCCGCCGAAGCCGACGAGAGGCUGGACUCCAGCUACGGCUCUGCCUCCUUAGUCGAGGCCUUGGCGGCGCUGAAAGAGACCCCCGAGAAAGAGGAGGAGGAGGAAGAGGAGGAAGGAGAAGAGGUGGAUGGGCGCCAAGGAGAAGAACGCCUCAGGCAGCAGCUGCUGGAGACCUUCACCUUCGUCUCAGAAGAAGGAGAUACGUUGCUGCACUUGGCCAUCAUCCACUGUGUGCCCUCGAUAGCACUCUGCUGCAUCGCUGAAUUGCCUGUUGAGGCUUUGGAGAUUCAGAAUGACUUAUUCCAGACUCCACUUCAUUUGUCUGUGUAUCUUGAGCAAUCCUUGGUGGUGCAAGCAUUAGUUCUGAAAGGGGUGAACACAGCCUUGCAGGACCGCAGUGGAAACACCCCCCUGCACUUGGCCUGUGAGCAGCAGAGUCUGGAGUGCACUCAGCUGCUGCUGAUUCAGGAACCAACCUCUGACAAUAACAGGGUGGCAAGGGAGGCUCCGCAGGAGCUGCAGCUUCAAAACUGGCAAGGGUUGACUUGCCUACAUAUCAGCACCUUGAAAGGAAACCUUCAACUGAUGACACUGCUGGUGAAGAAUGGAGCUGACAUUAAUGUUCAGGAUGGCACAAGUGGGAAGACACCCCUGCACCUGGCUGUGGAGAACCAUGAUGAGAUGGCCGUGAAGCACCUCCUGCGAAUGGGAGCCCAGGUGGAUGCUCAGAUGUACAAUGGUUGCACUCCGCUGCAUCUGGCUGUGGGCAGGAAGGAUACUACAAUUGCUGCCGUUCUCUGCCAUUCAGGAGCUGACACCUUGCUGCGCAACAUGGAGGAUGAGACAGCCCAGGACCUGGCUGAUGGCAAUGAUGAUAUCCUGACACUUUUGCCCUUUGAUGACCUGAAGAUCUCAGGGAAGCCUGUGGUGUGCUCCAGUUAAGCAUCCCAAGAGUUUGAAGGUUGAUAGUGAAUCAUAUGGGAGGUGGACCACGAUCCACUUCCUGUUAACAACAGCAGAACUGGACUGCUAGUAAACAGUUCCCUUUGCUUCAGAAAGCAAGCCUUUGUACUUCUUCAGACAAUUUUGAAAAGUAUGCAGAAUUGUGGGAGCUCCUGCAAGAGAAAGCUGCUCUCAUGGGUUUGAUCCCUGGAUAGUGACAUGGAUGAGUCUUGUUUUUGAAGGACUAAAGACUGGCCUAUAUUUGCUAUGCUUGCAUUGUGUCAUAAUUAUGAGAGACAGAAGUCUUAAGAGGAUGACUAUUUUUCCUGACUAUGCAGUGAAUAGAGGGAAGCAUAAACCUCGUUCUUCUCCCUCUCUCUGUGUCCCAGCUUAAGCCAAUGAUGGAAAUCUGCCAGGAGGGGUUGUUCCAGUCUUUAGCAUUUUCGUUUUGAAGAUACUUUUUCUCUACCCAUUUUUCUGACCUAACUGCUACUGCUUGUUUCCGUCAGUAGUUCAUGCUAAGGCUGCAUUGUUCGCCAGGCUUCUAGAUGCAGUGUCCAAAUUCAGAAUAGCUUCAACUCUCAUGUGUUGCCUCCUAUGGAGGAAAACCCUCACAAACAGAAUUACAGGAUUAGAAAUUGUCCUCAUUUCAAUGCUGCUUCUGGGACAGACAUAACCUAUGGGAAUAAGAAUGAUCUCAGGAGUCUGUCAUAUGAGAAAACAGUGUUCUUCAGGAGUGACCCAAGGAAGGUCCUGUUUUGCUUGAGCACUGUUUGGGUUUUCUAGCUGUGCUGCACAGGAAAAUUCUAACUUAUUGAAAUUCUGUCUUUCAAAUACUGCACUUCCCUCCGGCACAUGUAACUGAAGGUAAAGUUCAUGAAGAGAAGGGAAAUGGCAGGGGCUGUCCCUCUUCGACAGAGAUUAUAGAAUGUCAUUUUGUACCUUGCUUUUUUCGUGUCAGUAGCGACUUGAGAAAAUUGCAAGUCGCUUCUGGUGUGAGAGAAUUGGCCAUCUGCAAGGAAGUUGCCCAGGGGACGCCCAAAUGUUUAAUGUUUUUUACCAUCCUUGUGGGAGGCUUCUCUCAUGUCCCUGCAUGGGGAGCUGGAGCUGACAGAGGGAGCUCAAUGUGCUCUCCCCGGAUUCGAACCACUGAUCUGUCUGUCAGUAAUCCUGCUGGCACUGGGGGCUCCUUGCUGUUGUUCGUGUUGAACAUAAGGAUGCAGCAGAUGUAUGACAAGCCACAGGGGAUAAUGCUUCCAGCUUGUCUUACCAUAGAAGAGGGAAACAUUUUAAAGGAACUACUUGCUACAUCUCAACUCUUAGCAACUAGAACGCUUACUUCAGGUUUUAAACUGUUGACCUCAGUCACUGGGUGGUCAGGUUUCGUAAUCCAAAACCACCUGUCAAGAGAUAACUACAAAAACAUGUUUUGGAAAUAAUACGGGGACUCAGAAUUGUGAUGCUUCCAUAUACAUUUUCCCUGUUGAUGGUUAUUGCGGUCCAUCCUGGGGAGGGAAUAAAGCCUUUCUGCAGCUGAUGAGAGGUGCAUUUAGGUCAAUGAAUGACAGGAAUGAAAGUUGCUUACAUGUAAACCUUGCUCCAAAGGGGGGGAAUUUCCCAGUUCCCUCCCUCCGUUUGCUGCCUGGGAGCUGCCCUUUGUAAUGUGGCAAGUCCCAGAUGGCGCAAUCAGUUGGGAUGUCAUAAGCAUAUCUUUCCUUCUUUCCUUCCUCCUUACUUUCAUUCCUUCAUUCCUUCUCUGUUUGUAAGAGACAGAACUAGAAGCAGCAGCAACUUUACAUACAAUUGUCCACGAAAUGUCUGUUUGUUUUUUUGUAUCAUGCUCCAGCUUGAAACCUUUGCUUCUCUUUUCUCCCCUCCUGGUCAUUCCCCCUCCACCCCAUAAUUUUAUAUUUUCUUAAGACCAAAAUAAAGUUCUUAAACUGGAAAAACA